CGGCCCGGCCCGGCCCCGCCCCGAUCGCGGGCACCGCGAUGUGUCCGACCCGCGGUUCCCGUCAGGCAGCGCGCGGGGCCGCGGCCGCCCCCGCCUCCUGCCCGCGUUCCCUCGGCGGCGGCGGCGCUGAGGUGGCGCCGCGCCCCGGUGAGGUGAGCGAGGCGCUUCAGCCGGCGCUGCCCCAUCCCCCGCCGGCCCGGGCGGCAGGGAGUGGCUGUCCCGCCGCGGCCCCUACGGACGCGAAGCACGUCUCAAGAUGGCAGAAUUAUUUAUGGAAUGUGAAGAAGAGGAGCUAGAACCCUGGCAAAAGAGAGUGAGAGAAGUGGAAGAGGAUGAUGAGGACGAUGAUGAUGAGCCAAUCUUUGUUGGGGAAAUCUCCAGCUCAAAGCCAGCCACUACAUAUAUAUUGAACAGAGUCAACCUCAGCUCACCACGAAGGGGGAUACAGAAUGGUGCACCCAGUAGAGGUACAGUCACUACAUUCAAGUCUGAGAGUCAGCAUUACGUGACGCCUGCCUCCAGCCCCGGUGCCAUGCCUGCCCCGUCAGUCUUUCAGACUGUGCCCAGACCUGCGACCAGCUCAGUGGCAGUUCAGCCAUUGGCUGUAGCAGUGAAUGUUUCAGGAACUUCACAAACACUGCAGAGACCAGUUGCUGGAUGUUUGUCGACACAGCAGGUGCCUGGGUCAAGUUCUGGAAUAGCACAGCCUGUUAGCAGACCUGUAACCAUUCCAGUGACAACACAGCCAGUAUCAAGAAAUAUUACUGUUCCUGUUGUGGCUCAACCUGUAUCCAGGCCAGAGACUCCUGCAACAGCACAGCCUGUAAUACUCAAUCAGGAUUAUAUUAUGGAUUCUCCACCAGAUGCACCAGAUAAUACAUCUGGUAUACUGUUUGGUGUGAGACACAACUCGGGAGUUCCACAGUACCAGACUGGGCCAGCAGUGAAUGUAACAGGGACAAAUGCUGCAUCCAGCACCAUUAAAAAUGGAGGACCUUUUCCACGAGCUUGUCCAAAAUGUAAUAUACACUUCAAUCUUAUGGAUCCUCUAAAAAAUCAUAUGAAGUAUUGUUGUCCAGAUAUGGUGAAUAACUUUUUCUCAGAAAUGGUCAAAACAGAGUGUUUGAGCACAUCAAUCAAGACCACUGAAUCUGAGAAAGGAAAGCUGAUUAUGUUAGUUAAUGACUUUUAUUAUGGGAAGGAUGAAGGUGACCUCCAGCAGGUACAACAGGAGCAGAAGACUCAUACGACAUUUAAAUGCAUCAGUUGUCUCAAAGUUCUUAAAAAUAACAUAAGGUUUAUGAACCACAUGAAACAUCACUUGGAGCUUGAGAAGCAAAGCAAUGAAAGCUGGGAAAGCCACACCACCUGCCAGCACUGUUACCGACAGUUCCCCACGCCAUUCCAGCUGCAGUGCCACAUCGAGAGUACACACACGCCUUACGAGUCGUCCACGAUUUGUAAAAUCUGUGAAUUAUCAUUUGACACAGAGCAAGUUCUUUUGCAACACAUGAAGGACAAUCAUAAGCCAGGUGAAAUGCCGUAUGUUUGCCAGGUGUGCAGCUACAGAUCCUCAGCUUUUUCAGAUGUAGAAACACAUUUUAGAACAGUUCAUGAAAACACAAAACAUUUGCUAUGCCCAUUUUGCCUCAAAGUUAUUAAAAUUGGAGCGCCGUAUAUGCAUCAUUACAUGAGGCAUCAGAAAAAGGGAAUAUAUCGUUGCACUAAAUGCAGACUGCAGUUUUUAACAUGCAAAGAAAAAAUGGAUCACAAGACUCAGCAUCACCGAACAUUUAGGAAACCCAAGCAAUUAGAAGGCUUGCCUCCUGGAACAAAGGUGACUAUUCGAGCAUCUUUGGGAUCUCAUCAGUCAGGAUCAUCAGCUACAUCUUCUGUUAGUACAAGCAGUUCCACAUUUCAGUUAUCACCUAAAGCUAAAAAUACCACCACUAAAAAUCAUAACAAAUCUAAUUCAAGUAAAUCAAGAGGAAAAUCAAAACAAUCUACAUCGAGGAAACAAAAUGCAUGGACAAACAGCAGAAGAAAAAAAGAACCUACAAAUAUAGCGUUUCAUAAUCUAAGGUAUCACGUGGGAACUCACAAAUGCAUCGAGUGUUUCUCAGAAGUAAAAGAUUUUGCGAGUCACUUUCCUGCUUACGUCCACUGUAGUUUAUGCAGGUACAACACCAGCUGUAGCAAAGCCUAUGUGAAUCACAUGAUGAGUUUUCACAGUGCUCGUCCAAGUAAAAGGUUUUGGAUCUUCAAGAAGCAUUCAGAGGAGCUACGAGGUGUGACUGUAGUGUGUCUUAACUGUGAUUUCCUGGCUGAUGCUUCUGGCUUGGAUAACAUGGCCACACAUCUGAGUGAGAACCAGACUCAUACUUGUCAAGUUAUUGUAGAGGAAAUUUCCACAGAUAAUGCAACUGCUGCACAAGUGUCUCACAAACAAGAGCAUGACUCUUCAGAUGAAACAAAAGAAUGCAGUAGAAAUCAAACUAAAAAAGUUGCAUCCGUUGAAAAGAGGGAAGACUCAUCACUGUCAAAUACAGAAAAUGUUUGUAGUUUGGAACUCCCUGGCAACAGCUCAAAGAAUUCUUUGCAUGAGAAAAGAGCAUACUGUGAUUCAUCUAAUAGCAAACAGUUAGUAGAUGAGAAAGAAACAUGUAUUCAUGAUGAAAGCGAGAUGAAAACGUGCCAAAGUUCAGAUGACGUUGUCCUGAAUGAGCAGACUAAAGCGCGUAGCUGGGAUGAAACCGCGCUCUCAGCCAAGAACGUGAGGGACUUAAAGCUGACGCUGGGUGAAGAUGUCAGUUUUGAGCAGUUCCUGAGAAAGAGGGAUGAGCCCGAAUCUGUUAGUUCAGACAUAAGUGAACAAGGCAGUAUUCAUUUGGAGCCUUUAACUCCAUCAGAAGUACUAGAGCAUGAAGCUACUGAAAUUCUCCAGAAAGGUAAUGUUGCACCUUCGUCAAAGAAGGCGGGGCAGCUCGCUGAACAAACAGAUGAGACUUCUAGAGAAAGCAAUCCCAGCAGAAUGGAAACAACUGCAAACAAGACAGAUGAGAAUGAAGCAAGCUGAAAUUGUGUUAAUUUUAUUGUUUGUUUUAAACUAUGGUAAGAACACCAUGGACAUUCCUGAUGAGUGUGCUCGUGGAUGCUAAAGACUAAAAAUUUUAAAAGGGAGGAGAAGAGAAAGAGACACCAAAGGGAAGUUUGCAUAUGGAGGUAGCAUGUAUGUGUAUGUAUGACUGAAUUCAUUAAACUUCAAAAAGGUAUCAUGUUAAAAUAUAUCUUCCUGUCUCUUGGAUGUGAUAUAUUAUUAGAUUGAUACUUGAAAAGAGGUAUAAAUUCUAAUUUUUUUAUAGUUAACUAGCCCAGGAUAAGGUGAUUUCUUCGCCCAGAAAGUAUUUUUCUAAAUUCUUUAGUGUGAAUCUCAUGGAACUGGGGAUUGAGUAGGAAUUGACUUCUGAUGCUGAUAUGGAGCACACUUAUAAUGACAGUUUUUGGUCCACUGAUAGUUUAGGUAAAUAUAAACCUUGGAACUUGGUGUCACAUUCCUGUCUGUAAAAGCACGUAAACAGAAGUAUAUGAAUUUGUGCACCUCUGUACAGGUGUAAUCCUGCCAGGCUGUAAACUUACCUUAAUAAACUUUCAGUGAAAGUGAAAUUAUUACAAUAAAAAACUAUAUUUGUGGAGUUUUCCCUGUGCAGGCUGUGCAGAACUAAGGAACAUAGCUGUAUGAAGUAGGACAUAAUGCUGAAAGUAUUGUAGCUGUUAGGCUUUUACCAUUGGCUUCAUUCCUCUUAGCCCUAGACCCAUAGGAAUGGUCUGUAUGUCACACCAAAGUAUGGUUUGAUGUAAAAAUGGUUUUAAGCGAACAUAAGGAAAACUCCAAACUGGAAACACCACCUGGCAUGCAUUUUGCCUUUUUGCAGCUGCUACUGGCUAACUUAAAAAUAGGACACAAGGGCAUAUAAAGUAGUAUUGUACAGUUCAAUUUCAGGACUUUUUGUAGUCUAAGUUAUGUACAGAAAAAGAUGGCUGCUGGUUUUAGUUUGGUUUUUUAGUUUUGGGGGUUAUUUUUGUCUUCUAGUUAGCUAGAUUUAGGAAUGCAUAUGAUAACAGUAGCUUGCUCCUUUGAUUUCAUUGCUCCAUUUGAAACAUUCAGAAUGUGCUUUUGACUUACAGUUUUGUUUUUAAUGAAUGUUAAAUGUUUUGAACAGCUGUUAAAGUACUGCUGUAAAUUAUUACUUUUUGAGUAAAUAUUUGCAACAAAAAA
Messenger RNA from Motacilla alba alba, 4276 nucleotides. RefSeq names its product zinc finger protein 280D (gene ZNF280D). The record is from RefSeq and is a predicted model, not a curated record. Gene Ontology annotation, biological process: regulation of DNA-templated transcription. NCBI's taxonomy places the organism in Eukaryota, Metazoa, Chordata, Aves, Passeriformes, Motacillidae. Gene Ontology annotation, molecular function: RNA polymerase II cis-regulatory region sequence-specific DNA binding; DNA-binding transcription factor activity, RNA polymerase II-specific. Bases 257 to 3076 code for a protein of 939 amino acids. The transcript is spliced from 17 exons.